AUCUCACACACGUAGCUAGUGACGUAUACAAUCACCUUUACGUACGAUUUUCCCUUUGCUUUUGAAAGAGAACUUACAAUUUGUCCGAAGAAUGAGUCAGUUCAGCCAAAACCAAUCUGCAGGAGCUUACCAAACGCCACCAGCGUCAACCAGUCCCUACCUUGCACCGCCUCCUGCCGGUUACCCAACGAACGACACGAGUCAUGCUACGAUGGCUCCGGUCGAGACAAAGUCUAAGGGUGAUGGAUUCUGGAAAGGCUGUCUUGCCGCCGUGUGUUGCUGUUGUGUCCUCGACGCCUGCUUCUGAUUUGAGAGGAGAUCAGUGGUUUAUUUGUUGUUAGUUCUCGUGCGAAUGAUUUGUAUCUUGCUUUGUUGUACCAUGUUUGGGAUUUGAGUAGUUGAUCACAUU
This is a messenger RNA of Brassica oleracea var. oleracea, 409 nucleotides long. Its product is annotated as cysteine-rich and transmembrane domain-containing protein A-like. The record is from RefSeq and is a predicted model, not a curated record. Gene Ontology annotation, cellular component: plasma membrane. The coding region runs from base 92 to 307 and encodes 71 amino acids. NCBI's taxonomy places the organism in Eukaryota, Viridiplantae, Streptophyta, Magnoliopsida, Brassicales, Brassicaceae. The transcript is spliced from 3 exons.